Molecule: messenger RNA, 4477 nt
Organism: Zophobas morio
Lineage: Eukaryota; Metazoa; Arthropoda; Insecta; Coleoptera; Tenebrionidae
Gene: Marf1
Product: meiosis regulator and mRNA stability factor 1
Exons: 16
Coding region: 125-4102 (1325 amino acids)
Biological process (GO): regulation of gene expression
Cellular component (GO): peroxisome; cytoplasm
Molecular function (GO): RNA binding; CCR4-NOT complex binding; RNA nuclease activity
Source: RefSeq, a predicted model, not a curated record
CAAUCAUGUUGCUACUAAAAUGAAAUGGUGUAAAUAGUUGUUACAAGUCUUUCAACAUGUGAAUAGAAAAGUACAUACGUUAUAGUUUUAAUUUUAUUGUUGUAAAUAUUUUAAAUGAAUAACAAUGCAGUCAUCUGGUACAAAUUCUCAAGACUCAAGCGAUGACUCGCGCUGGAAAUCAAAUUUAUCAGAUUAUACAGGUACCAGACCAAAAUUCAAGUUCCCACCAAAGCCGCGUAUCUCAAAAAGUGUGAAUAAUUCCUACGUUUCGUCCCAAUCAGACAGUUCAAAUAGCGCACAAAAUUUUUACAAAACUAAGCGAAAAAACAAAAAAGCCAACAGACUGCCUCCGUUGGGUAUAUUUUGGGAUAUUGAAAACUGCCAGGUGCCCAAAAGCAAGAGCGCUUCAGCCGUAGUACAAAGAAUCAGGGAGUUUUUUUUAGAAAAAUAUAGAGAGGCAGAAUUUUUGGUUGUGUGCGAUGUGAAGAAAGAACGACCACAAGUGAUUCAAGAACUGCAUGAUUCUCAAGUAAAUUUAAUACAUGUGGCAUCUACUUCAAAAAAUGCGGCGGACGAGAAGUUGAGACAGUCGUUAAGGCGCUUUGCUGAGAUUUAUCCGGCACCAUCAUCAGUAGUUUUAAUUUCAGGUGAUAUUAAUUUUGCUGCAGAUCUCUCUGAUCUCAGAUAUCGUAAGAAGAUACGUGUGAUAUUAGUACAUAAUGCGAAUGUAGCAGAUGCAUUAGUCCUCUGUGCAAAUGAACAUUAUUGCUACUCCACGAUAACGGAAGGGUUGCCGAAAUCAAAGGGUCUGGCUAACGAAUCAGCGUUUUUACUUGUAUCAAAUCUGCCAACAAACAUCAGCGCUACAACCCUGAAGAACAGAUUAAAUUUUUUAUGCAAUAAUUGUGGUGGCCGGGUGGUUGAAGUACAACAGGAAGAAGGGUUAGCAUAUGUCAGAUUUUCAACUCAAGACUUUGCAAACAGGGCACAGAAACGAAUCCAGGGAGAAGAUGUUUUUGGGAAUAAAAUUAAAGCAGUUACGCCGUCACUUCGAAAUUACGCAGGACAAAAGGUAAAAAGUGAUGCUGGAUUUCAAGGACAUCAAUUAUCUUCAACGCGGAGUUUACCUCAUGAUCCACUUCAAAAUUUCUCAAACAAGGAUAACAAAAGAUUCUCUUAUGAUAUUAGUCAAGAUUUUCCUCUCCGUUCAAUAGCUGGAGCUGCAGCUUUGAUGGACAUCAAUUAUGGAACAUCUUCACGCCGUCCUAGAACUCCUCAGGAGGUACUUCAAGUCCUACCAGGCCGUGUUCAUAAGAAUAGUGGCAGUUCAGAAUAUAGUGAUGAUAGUAAAACGCAGUCCGACAACAAUACCAAAGCCACUUUACCCGUUGAUCUGAUUAUUUCAAAUCUGGAUCCUACUAUAAGUGUUAAGGAAUUGCGCAGAUUGCUUACGAAUCUGUUGAAGGAAUAUUCAGUGGUUUUAAGUUUAACAGUACUUGUACAAACAGAUGGAACUCCAAUAGCCAAUAUCAAAGUUAACAGUCAGCAGGCAGCUCAGUUUAUCAUUUCUCAACUGCAUCGUCAAAAAUUAGGACACAAAAGGAUUGUGAUCUCUUAUGCCCAAAAUAACUCACCAGAUCCAGAACAGUUGAAAGCUAUGGUCAUUAGUAUAUUACAGGAAGUUCCAGACAAUAACAUGCCACUCUUCAAAUUCAUAGAACUCCUCGAAUCUCGUUACCACUGUACAGUUUCAGUCUGCGACGUCAAUAAAUUAAAAGACAUCUGUAAAAUUACCGACAACCUAGGUUCAAGAAUAAUUUCAUUUACGCAACAAAUGAAAUCCUCUCCACCGCCAAACUUAAGCAAGACGUUAGUUCCAUACUGCACGAUUCACUGUGCCAACGGAUUACCAAAUCUAGGUUGGUGUGAACUGAGCACAGUCCAAAGCCCGAACAUUAUGAUGCCUUUAAAAAUUUUCGCUACCAAACUGAACGGAUUGUUGAGUGUUCACUUGGGAUCUAUGCCUCUUUUAAGUUUCCAAGCGUGUUACGAACAAGAAUGCCAGGAGCCGUUACCCGUAGAUUUCAAUGGUGUACCACUCGAACAUUUAAUAUCUUGCGUUCCAAACGUAGAAAUCAAAUAUUCUGGACCUAAUAAAAACAUUAAAAUUAUUAAACGCGAAUUUAGGUCUGUGGAACUUGAUGAAGAAACUGUUUUAAAAAGUGUUCCACCAUCUUUGGCCCCACAUAUAAGUCUUUUAUGUCGAGAACUUGUGGAUCUGUUGAAGACUACAGAGAGAUGUCAGUUGCUAAUGAGCAAAUUCGUACCAGCUUACCAUCAUCAUUUUGGUCGACAGUGUCACGUGGCCAAUUAUGGAUAUACUAAACUUGUAGAUCUUUUCGAAUCAAUUCCACAUGUAGUGCAGAUCAUGGGCGACGGUACGCGCAAAAUAAUUACUUUAUCCCACCAAGCCCAAAUACGCAGAUUUACUUCAGAUUUACUUCGGGUACUGAAAGUACAACCAGCUAAGCAAAUUACAGUGCAUGACUUUCCAAACGCCUAUGAGAAAGUCAUGAACAAGCCCUUUAAUGCCGUGGAUUAUGGGUUGUGCACCUUUCAAGAUUUAUUAGAGGAGGUUCCUGAAAAUAUUAUUGUGAUAACACAAAAUGAAGCCAAUGUCGUCAUUUCCGUGCCAAAGCGAGAACAGACAGCCAAAGAAAUAAUGAGGACAAAACAAUUUGCUAUGGAAGUGAUUGACAUCCUGAGACAUUCCCCAAACUGCACUAUAUUAUUCAAUAAGUUUAUACCUGCAUAUCAUCACCAUUUUGGACACCAGUGUCGGAUGUCGGAUUAUGGGUUUACCAAACUUAUUGAACUCUUCGAAGCCAUUCCAGACGUUGUAAAGAUUCAGGAACUUUCAGAAGGUGAACGUACUGUUAGCCUUACGUUGAAUCAGUCGCUCAAGGUUUUGGGCAGCCAGAUUGUGAGUUUAAUAAAGAAUUCACCUACAUCAUCCAUAUCUUUGGAUGAACUACCUAGAAUUUACUUGAAGGAAUGUGGCUAUCCUCUGAAACCCCAAGUAUACGAAUGUGAAACAAUUCUAGAAAUUAUUGAUAAAAUAUGUGAUUACGUUCAGAUCGUGGACAUUGCCUCUGGUGCUUUAUUAAUAUCAAUAGAUUCGGACGUCCCAUCGGCAAUAAAAGUACGAGCUUGGGCUCUUCUUCUUAAGCCGCCAUAUUGUAAAGAUAUUGCCACGUUUAGGUACGAGUACCAGUCGAGAUAUAACAGUGAUAUAUCGAUAAACGAAUUACAACAGUUACGUAAUGUUAUUUCGGUAUCGGUUGUUAACGAUGCGAACUACAUUGCUUUAACGGAUAUGUACGUACUAGCAGCACAGUUAUAUCAUGUCUUGUACGUUAACGGGGGCAGCGUUUUAUUUAACAAGUUGGAAAGAUUAUUUUCUAAAGCGUUCAACAAAACUAUAAAAUUAUCAGACUACAAUAUAAAUACUGUCGAUGAACUUUAUGAACAAUUUGACUUCUUGUUUUUUGUUUGUGGCUACAAAAAAAGUGUUCUUGCACUUAACAGGAAUUUAGCAGAAUAUCAAGUUACACUGCCUAUUCAAAUUUAUAAUUCAAGUCAUAGUUCAAAGAAAUGGCCUCCACCCCCGACUAUACAUAAAGUCGCACCAUCUAAUUCAACUAGAAAAAUUUCACCACCAAAGCCAGACACUCCACCCACACCAACUAGUACUCCUUGGGCCUCACCUCGGAGAAAUCCUUCAUUAGAGACUGAGUUGAAUUUAUCUAUACAGUUACCCAUUAUUCAAAACCCGCAACUGUUGGGUAAUCCAUAUGAUCUCAUUUCACCAGCAAGGCAUCUCUUUUCUCUGAACAGAAAUCCAUGGGCCAAAGCUCCAGAUCCAACGGAGUUGCCAAUGCCUGAUAAACUGAUGAUGAAAGGAAUUGCAUCCGAUGAUUCGACAGAUUCUGGGGUUAACUCAAAAUUGGAAAAUUCGCCAUCAGACAACGAAAUAGAACUAGGAGCUUGCGGGUCAGGCGCCAAACAUCGUUUAACCAGUUAUUUAAGUUUCGAUAAAUAAGUAUCGUGGAUUCCAAACCAAUUAUUAUUUAAGUUAAUACUGUGAUUGUAUCUUAUAGUUAGUUGUAAAAAUUAAUGUCCCGUGUUCUAUUUAUGUUUUGAUUGUUAAGGUUGGUCACAUUAUCUCAUCUACCAAUAAUCAUUGUUUAUCAGUCCAAAAACAUGGUGAUAUGUGAUACUGUUACCAACUUACUUAUUUUUUUCUGUAAACACUAGAAUUAUAUUUACAAGAAAGAUGUACUGAAUGGUUUUGUGGCUCAAGCAAAUGCUUUUAAAGAUGUAUGUACAAAUAUUUUUUAUAAUCUUUGUGACUUUAAUUGUGAAUUUAAUUAUUAUGUUGUCCCCUGUACUUAUAAGUUUUACCGCCAUUGUAGAA